UUCAACUUUUGAAAAGUUCUCCUCCGGCUUCGGCGGGCAUUCAGUUUGGUGCCGCGGCAGUUGUGCUUGACAUAAAGCAGCUUCUUUGGUCCAUUUCAGUGCGAUCUCUUCGCGUUUCAGUGCCAUCCUACGUGAGCAUGAUUUGUAGUUUGUGAGUGAGGAAGACAUCCGAACGUUGCGAACCAUGGCGAACCUGCCGAGACCGCGCGCCCACCCAAAACUCCUGUUUGGCCUGGUUUUUUGCGCCCUUUUGCUCCCUGCCCUAACAGACGUGGCUGCAGACUCUCAGGAGGAUUCAGACUUGGUCUUUGAUCAGUUCGAGCUGCCAGAUCUGCGAACACUUCGAACCGCUCGAGAGUCGGAUGGUUACUCUUAUGAAGAAUCUAGUCAGAGUUCGAGGGAAGAUGAGGAAGAACAGCAUUGGCUUUCACGGACGGUGAAUCGGAUCAAGCGAAGCAUUGGCAACAUGUUUUCGCCCGAAGAAAAGCACCAUAAGGGCCACGAGAGACUAGCCAAAGGCCACCAGAAGACUGAAGACACUGCGGCCGUCCAUCCGAAUCUAAUCAGGAACAGCAGACAGUCCAACUUUGAUAUCAACGAUGAGGACGAAGAAGAAGAUUUAGAAGAUUUGUAUUACGAACCCGGUCCGGUUAUACCCGACGGGCAGGUCGAAGACGAUUACGACACGGAAAAUGGACAAUACGAGGAUAAAAAUGAUGAGUUUGACGAUCCCUUCGGGGAUUUCGAUGGAGUGGGGGCGCUCAAUCUGAGCCACGCAAACCGCCUGGAUGAAGGACCUGGGCUGGACGAUGAAGAUGGCUUGGGCUCGGGCAUGGAUGGAUCCGGAGAAAUUUCCACUGUUCCAGUUGGAUUCUCUCCAGUGGAAUCGACAGGGUCCCCUAUACUUCAAGCCGUGCUGCCCAGUGCUCAUCCCAAAUACUACAGAAUAAUCGUGACAGUGGAAGAAUACUACGCCGAUGAGUUCCAUGAUAGGAUCAGCGAAGCCUUCCAUCAGCUCGCCUCCAAACUUGAGGCCGGAGUGCAGGAACUGUUCCAAGGCAAACCGGGCGAGCAAAUAGCAACAGUGAUCUCGAUUGAGCAGAAGAAGGACGAUCUGUUCAACGUGCGGGCUACAAUUGACUUGGAGUCCAAGGGAUGGACAGACAACGAUGGCAUCAACAAAUUCAUCUACGACAAGAUCCAGGAUAAUCGCAAGUUGGGCGAAGUGACUGUUUCUCCUGAGGACUUCGUUUUCACUUCCUUUGAAGAAGAACAGCCCAAGUGCGAAGAAGGCCAGGUAAUGUGCCUUAGCAGGCAAUGCGUAAGGGGGGAUGCUCGUUGCAAUGGAGUUAGGGACUGUAAUGACAAAUCGGACGAGGAAGGUUGCCCCACCCCCACCUUCACCCCUGCGCUAGAACCCGCGUUCGAAACCGUCACCGUUCCCUUAGCAACCAGCAGCCUUUUUACCACCAUCCCCACCACCACCACUACCACCACCAGCACCACCACCCCCACCACAACCACGCCCACGCCGGAAUUCGGCAGUGGGGAUGGUGAGGAGCCGGAGGAACCCAUUAGGGCGGACGAUGUUUUCUCGUGCGAACACGGCGAUGGAAAAUAUUACGGGGAUCAGAAAUGCGAUGGAACCAGGGACUGUAAGGAUGGUUCCGAUGAGGCCCACUGUUUUGCACCGAAAUGCGCCCAAGGGGAGUUCGGCUGCGACCUCAACCGUUGCCUGCCCAUGAGUAGCCGAUGCGAUGGACUGAGUGAUUGUGAGGAUGAGACCGAUGAGCAGGAAUGUUACAGCUGCAGUGGAGACGCUUUCCAUUGCGACAACAGCAAGUGCAUCCAGACGGAGCGAGUGUGCGACGGCGAUCCCGAUUGCAGGGACGGCUCCGAUGAAAUUUGCAAAGGUUCAGAAACCCAUGGAUGUCUUCCGUCCGAUUUUGACUGUGGGGAUGGCCAAUGCAUCCCCAACUACCUCCGAUGCUCCCAACGGGCGGAAUGCAGCAACGGCGAAGACGAACGAAACUGUCCUGGCGAAGCGUCUCAGUCCGGAUUUAGGUGCGGCUCAGGAGAGUCGAUCCGGCUGGAUCAGCGCUGCGAUCGUGAAUACGACUGUCGAGAUCAGAGCGAUGAGAAAAAUUGUCGUAAGUUUUCAGAGUUGCCACUCACUUUGUGUACACCUGCGGUCGAUCGUCGAUUGGUUUGCGUUUGAUGAACUCGCCCUGAUCGAAUCCAUAAAUGCAACAGUCGGGGCGAAAAUGCGCGUUUUUAUCAAUCAAAUCAAAUGCCUUUGAUCGCUUGCAAUCAUCCAAUCGGGGCCAGUUUCAUCAGGUAAACCGCAACUUCUUUGCCCAAUUGAUCCAGCCUUUAACGGGGGCGGCUUUUGAUAUUGUUGUUUGAAAGAAUAAUCAGACUAUCGGGCUUAAGACGUUUCGCAAGCACGAGUGGCUUGCAACCUCAGAAGUGCUUCACAGGCAAUAUUGAAUGGCUGAUGCAGACUUCCAUUGUCUUACAAAGAUGUUUUAUCGCAACGUUUCGGUUGGUAGUAUCUCCGACCGUUUUCAGACACACCAAAGAGCACCAAAGUUUUCAGUCUAUCCGGAUCGACGGAAGUCUGAAAAGUUGGAGAAACUCAUUUGAAUCGCCCAAGAUGAUUAUUUUUGCGCUUUUUGUAAAUUCAUGUUUCAUGCGACUGCAGCCGCUCACAUAAAAAUUCAUAACUUCCGAUGCAGAACGCGUAGCAACCUGAUAUUUUCAGAAUCUAUCGCGCAUAGUUCACUUUGAAACCUCUGAAAAUUUCAUUUGGAUCGCUUGCGAAGCUAAUUUUUGCGCUCUUGGUAAACAUUAGCCUAAAAAGUAGAUUUUACGGCAAGUGCAGCAUCUCUAAAAAAAAUCAGAAGUUUCGAUCGGCGACGAUUAGCAACUUGACAUUUUAAGGGUCCAUCAAGAUCACUUGCGUCUCCAAAUUGCAAAAAAAAUCAUUUAAAUCGCUUCAGAUCCUGAUUUUUGCGCUCUUUUAAUAGUUGGCCAAAAAAACUAGAUUGUAUUGCAAAUGCGGCCUCUCCAAUAAAAAUUCGCAAAUUCCAAUCUACACCCAUUAGCAAUUUAAGAUUCUCACAGUUUAUCGACAUCACUUAAAUCUGAAAACGCUGAAAAACUCACUUAAAUCGCAUCGGAUGUUGAGUGUUGCGCUAUUUGUGAAUGUUGGCGCAAAAAUUAUGUUUUAUCUUCACCCCUCCAAUAAAACUUUAUAACUUCCGAUCUAGAGCGCGUGGGAACUUGGGGCUUUGCCAGUCCAUCGAACUCAAAUCACUCUGAAAACUCUGAAAAUUUCAUUUAAAUCGCUUCAAAUGCUGAUUUUUGCGCUCCUAAAAACUUACGAUUUCAUGCGAUUGAAGUCGCUUGUUUCAAAAUUCAUAGCCGUCUAAACCCAGCAGAUACUUGAAACUUUCAGAGUUGAUUGAGUGCACUUGCAUCUAAAGACCCGGUAAAAUUCAUGUUUAUCUGAUAAGAUGCUCAAUAUUUGCCCUCUUUGGGAGCGUUGGCUUAAAAAUGAAUGUUUUCUCGCAAACGCAACUUCUACAAUAAAAACUGAAAAAGUUUCCAUCUGAAUGAGCAGCAACUUGAUAUUUUCAAAGUCAAUCUAGAACAGUUGAGCCUUAAAAAUCUGAAAAUUUAAUUUAAAU
Messenger RNA from Dendroctonus ponderosae (mountain pine beetle), 3692 nucleotides. Its product is annotated as LDL receptor repeat-containing protein egg-1. The record is from RefSeq and is a predicted model, not a curated record. Gene Ontology annotation, molecular function: protein binding. Gene Ontology annotation, cellular component: plasma membrane. Lineage: Eukaryota; Metazoa; Arthropoda; Insecta; Coleoptera; Curculionidae. Gene Ontology annotation, biological process: cholesterol homeostasis; receptor-mediated endocytosis involved in cholesterol transport. The transcript has 18 exons. The coding region runs from base 185 to 2218 and encodes 677 amino acids.